UCCACGGUUAGCGUUAAGGUAGGUUGCACCACUGCACAGUCUCCCCACCAACUACAAUUUGACAGUUUCUCAGGUGAGGCGUCACGCCACAGGAGCUUUUUCACUUUCUCUUGAGUUUCAGCGCACAUCUCACUGUGAGCCUGGGGUUGCUUAACUCAAAAACCAGUUACCAGAAGCCCUCACACCACGGCACCAUGAGCAAAAAGAAAAAGGAGUGGAGAGCGGAGAAAGAGCGCUUACUCAGUCUUGGUCUUGAGGAUAGGCGCAAAGAUUAUCGAGGAAACUAUGUGCCAUUGGACAAGAUCCCCACCUGGGCAAAUCAUGACAAUAAUACAGCUACUGAGGAAGAAGAACAAAAGUCUUUCUACUUGGCUGACAAAGUGUCUCUGUACAAAGGUGACAUCACCACCCUGGAGGUGGAUGCCAUAGUGAAUGCUGCAAACUCUUCUCUGCUCGGCGGUGGAGGAGUGGAUGGCUGCAUACACAGAGCCGCGGGUCAUCUUCUGUAUGAAGAGUGCCACUCGUUAAAUGGCUGUGAAACUGGAAAAGCCAAGAUCACCUGCGGCUACGACCUCCCCGCUAAAUAUGUGAUCCAUACUGUCGGCCCAAUCGCCAGAGGAAAUGUGGGCCAGUCCCAAAGAGAUGACCUCGAAUCAUGCUACAAAUACUCCCUCAAGCUGAUGAAGGACAAUAACUUGAGAUCUGUGGCCUUUCCAUGCAUAUCGACAGGAAUUUAUGGUUUUCCCAAUGAGCCGGCAGCAGAAAUCGCCCUGAAGACCGUGCAUGACUGGAUCCUAAGCAAACAAGAUGAGAUCGACUGUGUCAUAUUCUGCGUCUUUCUGGAGACAGAUUAUGAGAUUUACAAGAGGAAGAUGUCAGAUUUCUUCUCCCCAGAUAAUGACGACCAUAAGAAUGAAAAAGAUGCCGGUGUUGAAGAAGAUGAAAAGCAGGAUGAAGAAAUGAUGAGCCAGCAAGAGGAAUCUACUGAGGAUGUGACAAUGCAAAGCCAGGACCCAGAAGGCGAGAGUCCUGACGCCGAAUCCAAGGACGAGGAGGCCAAACCUCCUGAAAAAGGAGAACCUACAGUGGAGGCGAGUCCAACAGCAAAGAAGAAAGUUGAACAGGAGAGCGAAAAAGAGACUUGGAAGAAAGAAGGCAAGGGAGAAGACCCACAAGUUGCAGGGGAAGAGAAAGGGGGUAGCCCAGAAAAGAAGAUGCAGACAGGCCAGCCUGAUGAAGCGGGAAAACAGAUGGAAGAGUCAACAAAGAGUGCAGACACCGGGGCGGACACCAGUCAGGGGCCCGAGGUUCCCAUGGAGGUUCUGGAUGCUGAUCAAAGUGUUACAACAGCCAAGGAGAGCAACACCAGCAACAGCACUAAAGAUGAUGUGAAAGCCCAAGAUAAGAGCUCACAAGAGCCCGACGCAACUCCACCAGACACCAGACCAAAUUCUGAAGAUGGCCAAGGCGAUAAGAACGCACAGGAAUGAGACGACAAUCAGCCUCAUAGGAACGAGUAACGGCAAACUGUGUGAAGGCAAAUAUCACACCAAUUUUGUCCCACGCUAGAGAGUCGCCCACAAAUACUGGGAAAAGAGUUGACCCCCCACCCCCCCACUUCAUUCACCAUUUUUCCUUCUAUUAAACCUGUAUUUCCUUUCCGCUUCCUCAUAUUGAUAAUAAAUCAGAUAUAUAGCUAUAUAAAAAGGAUCAAAUGAGAGUUUGAACAUAUCAGAGAGAGUGCAGGGAUUGUGGAGCUGGAGGAGGACUGCUAUACCUCACUGACAUGCUGCUUGAUCAAUAGUUUUUUGCUUUUUUUUUCAAUAUAGCAUCUUGGUGCUGGAUUUGAACUGGUUUAAAUUAGGUAGAUUGCUCAAAACACAUCCUAAAAUCAUCCUGCCGCUUUUAGUUACGCGCUGAUUUGUAAUACUUCUGACAAAGUGCAAAGCCAAGGCUAAAUUUUCCAUGCCGCAGAGCACUCGUAAUACAAGAUUCAGACCAAAUAUGACUGGAUUCCACAGGCCUGUCCACCGAUUAAGAUUUCUUUCAGGUGAAAAACACUAAAAUGGCUAUAAAUGUCUGUUUGUGCGUGAGUGAGUGUGCGUAUAUACCAAUGAUGUCACUUUAAAGAGGUUUUCGCUUUGUGUGUGAGCUAUAGAACCAAGUCAGGUCAAACGAGGAGAACAUCGCUUGAUUCUAAUCUCCUCUAUGGAGUGGUGGCAUUCCUCCCUACUGCACGCUAUAUAACAGAGGCGUUUGUGCGCUCCUCUGCUUUGAAACGACACGUCACGCUCGCAGAGCCCCCCUUUAAUCUAUCAAACGAGCGCUGAUCAUGUUUCAUCUUCAAAGCUGCUCUGACUACUGCGAAUGCCUGUAUAAAAAAAGGAAAACCUGUUGUGUAAGACUGACGUGGCCGUUUUUGAUGAGUGCGCUAACAAAUGAAUUCCCUCAAGUGUAUCUAGAUGCAUGCCAGCAUUGUUUCAAAUGUUUUAUUUACAGUCCCUCUCGGUCUCCCUCCCUUUCACAUGCAUAAACAGAUCUCAGUUGCAAGCUCUCAAUAUUUUUACCAGAUUGUCUCUGCAUCUCUAAAAAAAAAAAUCUGCCUUAUUUCAUGAAAUAAGUAGUACAUAAUCACAAACUGGUGAUGGCUAAAAUAAAAGGCAAAUAGUAAGUGUGUGGCUUUGAAUGAAUUAAAUGCUACUUCAGAUGAUGAGUGAUGAUGCACUUCUUUCUUUAAACACACAACAUUAUUUUGAUGAGUCCUUUUGUUUGGGUUUUGAUUUGGUUGUUUGGUUAUCUUGCAUAUGAUUUUUUGGGUUGAUAAUGAUUAAAAAUGUAUUCAAAAGCUUGAUUUACUUCUUUAAGUGGUGCCAUACUGUAUAUCAGAUGAACUUCUGCCUUCAUCCUUUGAUGAUGUUUGCUUUGCUAUAAAUCAACUAUGAAUAAAGUUAUAAAGUUGUUUC
This is a messenger RNA of Sinocyclocheilus anshuiensis, 2963 nucleotides long. RefSeq names its product mono-ADP ribosylhydrolase 2 (gene macrod2). The transcript is spliced from 19 exons. Gene Ontology annotation, molecular function: ADP-ribosylglutamate-[protein] hydrolase activity. Lineage: Eukaryota; Metazoa; Chordata; Actinopteri; Cypriniformes; Cyprinidae. Gene Ontology annotation, biological process: peptidyl-glutamate ADP-deribosylation; purine nucleoside metabolic process; DNA damage response. The coding region runs from base 195 to 1490 and encodes 431 amino acids. Gene Ontology annotation, cellular component: nucleoplasm. The record is from RefSeq and is a predicted model, not a curated record.